Messenger RNA from Spodoptera exigua (beet armyworm), 2178 nucleotides. The record is from the annotation of a GenBank genome assembly. NCBI's taxonomy places the organism in Eukaryota, Metazoa, Arthropoda, Insecta, Lepidoptera, Noctuidae.
AUGACUCAUUCACCCUGCAAAUCAAGCAGCAGCCAACAAGAAGCCUUGGAGAUAUCAGCCGGAACCGCCAUUUUAUCCCGUAUUCCGGAAUUUUGGAGGGACCAACCCAGAUUAUGGUUUAAGCAACUAGAAGCCAUAGUAGCACCACAGAAGCAAGGAGACGAUUACAAGUACUAUACGGUCAUUGCAAAACUGCCAAAAGAAGAAAUAAUACAGGUUAGUGACCUCAUUACUUGCCCACCGCCAAUAGAAAAGUACAAGGCUAUCAAAGAACGCCUAAUCAGUUGCUAUGAGGAAUCAGACCAACGUCAGCUCCAAAAAUUAUUGUCUGAAAUGGAUCUCGGCGACCAGAAACCAUCACAUCUUCUGCGCAAGAUGCGGACCCUGAGUAACGGAAAUAUCAGCGACGAAACCAUCAAACUUCUAUGGUUGAGGCUUCUGCCACCAUCAGUGACUUCGGUUCUAGCAGUCACAGAAGACAUAGAUGUGAACAAGAUGAGCCAGAUCGCGGACAAGAUAUUAAUAAAUUCAACACGUACAGAGGUGUCAGCUGUAAACGGAAACAAAUCUGGCGACGAUACAAUGUCAUGCAUACUAGCACAGUUAGCAGAAAUGCAAUUGGAACUAAAUGCAAUUCAGCAAGGUUACGUGGAUGUCGAGUAUCCUCCUCUGUUCGAGGACCGCCACGCUGGAGACGACUACGGCUUCAUCCAGUCCACCAUAUACACGGUCACCGCAUGCGCGCUAAUCUUCAUGAUAGCGGUGGUGCUGCUGGUGUCUGCGCUGUGCAAGAUGCACAUGAAGCGCGCCGCGCUGCGCAACUACGCGCGCGCCCACGCAGACACGCGGCGCCACUACUCCCUGCACUACGCGCAGGUAACUCGCUCUAUCUCCCCCCUCCCCCCUCCCCCCAAGAAGCGCGCCGCGCUGCGGAACUACGCGCGCGCGCACGCAGACACGCGGCGCCACUACUCCCUGCACUACGCGCAGGUAACUCGCUCUAUCUCCCCCCUCCCCCCUCCCCCCAAGAAGCGCGCCGCGCUGCGCAACUACGCGCGCGCGCACGCAGACACGCGGCGCCACUACUCCCUGCACUACGCGCAGACGCACCGUUUCCCCCCCUGCUACGAGGCGUCCCGGCUACUGGAGCAGGACGCGCGUGGGGGGGACGCGACCCAUGACGUCACGCCUGCGCAGUGUGGGACUGAGUGUCCCCCGCCGGAGCCGCCAGCGGAGCCCGAAGCAGGGCCGGAGCGCGGGAGCUUCGGUCUGGCCCGGCUAUCUGCCAUAUUCUCUUCAAGAUACAGACAGGUACCAACACAAAGCGACGUUGAACUAACAAACGUCAGAUCGACAUCGCUAAACAACUCCCCGACAAGGAAUCGAACGCUAGACAACUACCGCAGCCCGACCUUCUGCGACCUGAACGCUUCGGAAUUUUACUUCACGAACCCAGAAACUGGGGAUUUUGCUAGGGACCUAAACUAUAUGGCCAGACCGGUCGAGUUCGCGCGGAGAAGCUCAAAUACCACUCUGGAGCGGGUUAUAGACCAGCUGGACCGUCAGCGGUUGACCCUGCAGCUAGGUAGGUUCCAAUUAACCAUCCCCAGGUUCGGACGCCGCGCCGAGACAGACAGACGCCCAGACACGCCUAACGUAGCUGAAAUCAACAUCGACGAUCUAGACUUUGUCCGUAUGACGUCACAUGACACUUACACCCUCAACGGACGGACUAUACGCCUUUUGGGGGCGAACUUUGAGAAUUAUCCCGUCUUACCCGACGGCAGCAGGCCUCCCCCUUACAACGAGGCCAUGAGGUGCAAAUUCUUUGGACCUCCCCCAGAGUAUUUAAGCAGAGAAGGUCUGAACUCCAGAGUUGAUGAAGAAGCAAGGACUAAUGUUGAAAUGCCUCCUUGUUAUGACGAAUUAGGCGAUGGGGCUAGUUCCAGUAACAACAACGCUGAACCGAACCCUGAUACGGUAAGAGAUAGAGCCAUAGCAGCUACUUCAGCGACGGAAAAUAACGAUAACCUCAACAAUAACGCUAGCACGUCGCAAACAACGGUUGUUGAUAACGUUGACGCUAAUAUGAAUGUACAAAGUAUAAGUUCUAUUAUAAAUAACUUGCCUGCUAUCGAUAGUGACGUCAACGCUAACGAUACUAGCGUCAACUGCUAA